Molecule: messenger RNA, 4035 nt
Organism: Chroicocephalus ridibundus (black-headed gull)
Lineage: Eukaryota; Metazoa; Chordata; Aves; Charadriiformes; Laridae
Gene: RBM45
Product: RNA binding motif protein 45
Exons: 10
Coding region: 334-1839 (501 amino acids)
Molecular function (GO): RNA binding
Source: RefSeq, a predicted model, not a curated record
ACACCGCCCCCGGCCGCGCUCCUCCAGGGGAGGAGGGGGGUCCGGCAGCGCCUCUCCUCGGCACCGGCUCUCGGUUCCUUUCUGCCUCAGUCCGUCCCACCCGCCCGCUGCCGCUCCGGGGGAGCAGGUGCUUGACUCCUCCAGGGUAGACGCACCGGUGCCCGGAGCGGGCCAGGAGGGAGGCUCUCCCCGGGGAGCGCGGUGCGCCGUACAGGCCGGCCAAAGGCGCUGAAGCCCGGCGUGGGGCGGCCGGGGAGCCCCGCCCGCCGCAGGCGAGGCCGCGGCCCUGACUGGGCGCGGGGAGGCGGGAGGGGCGCGCGGGAGGCGGAGGACAUGUUGUCUCCCCGGCGGAAAGGGCGCUGCGGCCGUUCCCCACCGGCUCCCGAGAAAAGCCAACGGUCCCCGGCGGCCCGAGAGCUCGGCGGCCCCGCUAUGGAGGAAGGCAGCGGCUUCCGCCUCUCGGCCGAGUGCCUGGACGAGCCGCCUAACAGCCGCGUCUUCGUGGUGCUGGGGAAGGACACCGGGGAGGCGCUGAUCCGGGAGCGCUUCUCCCCCUUUGGGGACAUCCAGAACAUCUGGCUCCUGCGGGACAAGCGCACCAAUGAGUCCCGCGGCAUCGCCUUCAUCAAGUUCGCCCGCAGCUCGCAGGCCUGCCGGGCCAUGGAGGAGAUGCACGGCCGCAGCCUGGUCCCCGACACCAAGCCCAUCAAGGUAUUUAUUGCACAGUCAAGAGCUUCUGGAAGCCACAGAGAUGUUGAAGAUGAGGAGCUUACACGAAUCUUUGUUAUGAUACCAAAAUUCUAUACAGAGGAAGAUCUGCGAGAGAAGUUUAAGAUGUAUGGAGACAUUGAGUAUUGCAGCAUUAUUAAAAACAAGACUACUGGAGAAAGCAAAGGUUUGGGCUAUGUGAGGUAUUUAAAACCAUCCCAAGCUGCCCGAGCAAUUGAAGAGUGUGAUCGAGGCUACAGGGCCAUUUUGGCUGAACCUAAAAAUAAGUCAUCUGAGUCUCUUGAACAUGAUUAUUAUAGUAAUAACACGAGGCAAGAACCAAGAGGAAAUACACUUCCAUUUUGUGGGCAGCCAGAGUUUUGUAGUUUUGAAAAAAACGAGAGCAGAAUUCAAGAGUCAAUCUCCAAACGUCUGUCAGUGGUAUCUCGGCUUCCCUUUAUCCAAGAGCAGCUGUUCGCCCUCUUUGAUCUAGUACCGGGACUGGAAUAUUGUGAUGUUCAGCGAGAUCCUCAUACCAAUAGUGGGUACGCUGUGAUUCAGUACAGUACUGCUGCGUCGGCAAUAUAUGCCAAGUAUAAGUUACACGGUUUUGAGUAUCCUCCUGGAAAUCGACUAACUGUCAUUUUCCUAGAAGAUGGGAGUGACAGCUCAGAACUCAUCAGAAAAAUGGCCACACAGCUGGUAACAGCACAUGUGUCAUCAGUGUUGCGGAAUAACAAUACAGUUGUUCAGCAGUAUAGGACACCUCCUCAGGCGUUUGGAGGAACUUCUGGCUCGCAGUUACUCCAGCCCCAAACAGAUGCCAUACUUCCACCACACAAAAAAAAAGUUCCACCUGACACUUCUGUGAAGGAAAGGCUUUUCAUACUUUUUCAUCCCCAUCCUUUACCUGUAAAUGUACUGGAGGAUGUGUUCUGUCGUUUUGGACACUUGAUAAAAGUUUAUCUGGUGGCUGGAAAAAAUGUGGGCUAUGCAAAAUUUGCAGACAGAGCAAGUGCCAGUGAUGCCAUAACUGCGUUACAUGGCAAGAUUGUGAAUGGUGUCAGACUUAAAGUAAGGUUGGCAGACUCGCCUACAGAAGAAUCUAACAAACGACAGAGAACUUACUGAGCAGCAUUAGGACUAUUGCCGAAAGAGAAAUAUCACUGGGGGAGGAAAGGCUAAGUCCUGUUUUCGACAAAGUAACUCACCAAUAUUACUGUAGCUUACAAAUAACUUCAGUAGCCCUAUUAUCUUCAUAAGGGACAUGCAGUUUUGCUUUAACUCAUUCAGAAAACAUCACAUGAAAUCCUGAGUCUCUUCACAUCAAUAUUUUACUUCUGACCUUCACUCCUUGUACCUUUCUUUGUGUAGAUAGUCUUUGUGACCCUGGAGAUGCCCACAGUGUUCUUUUCCUCCUUUUUUUCCUAAGGACUUUGAUGUUGUUCUUUUGAUAAGCAGCAGUUACUAAAUGUGGCCUUAGCCUUUAUACACAACUUGCUUUUUUUAAAAAAAAUGGAUUUCUAGCAUUAUUUUACUGCAUUGAAUUGUAAAAAAAAAGUUUAGUUUUAGCUAAUCAUCGGCUCUGGUGAACGCAAUUUUAAGUAACGUGUACCCAUGCUCUUAUCUUUGUACAAAGGUUUUGUUUGUUUUUAAUGUGACUCUUAGUUCCAAUAAUAAAAGGCCAGCCUCUUGGUCACUACAGGAAAAACUGUGAUGCAAAGUGUAAUGUAAUACCAGGUCUGCCUUGACUACUUUUUACUAGAAAAGUGUACAUACGGUACGCAUCCAAAAUUAGAAAGGUGAUUUAUCCUUACUUUUUCUUUCUUUGUUUUUAAGAAAGACAAGAGUGAGAAGACUGGGAGGUUCUCUUCUGAUUGUCAAUCUAAAACUGAUUUUUUUUUUUUUCUUAAUUUAUACACGCGCGUGUGCAGGCAUAUGCAAGCAUGCAUUUUCCCAGAUUUUUGAGAAGAUUCUUUAAGGUCUCCAGCUGACAAAAGGUGCAGUUGGUCACCAAUGGGAUUUUCAAAAGGCUAAAACUUAUUUAUAUUUCACAUUAUGUUUGAAAAUUCUAAUAUAUACCUAUUACUGAUUACUUAAAAACCUGAACUCACUUAUAAGGUAAGGGUAGGACAUACACACUUGCUGUUGUGCCAUUUUACCUAAUUAGAAGACUGGAGAAAUAAGGUCAUGUUUGAAGAAUAUUUUUACACAUGCAAAAUUACAGCAGAGCUCUUUGUCUUUUCCUAGUUUUUUUAAAUUUCUGUAAAUUUUCAAAUAAUAAAGAGUACUAGUUUUAGUUUGUUCAAAGAUGGAUACCCUAAAUCUGUCUUGGGCAGAUUACCUGUAAUUCUGGUGCAAGUGACUGCUGAAUAUUUCCCUUCUGGUUGGCCUUUCAUCUGCGGCGUACGUGCAAUAACACAGGUAGAAGAGCUUUCUAAAUGUAUCAUGUUACACCCUGUACAUCAGGUUCCUGAUCCUGAGUCUCUUAGCAGGUUGCCUUAGUAUCUAUCUCUUCUUAGGGUAAACAGACAAAUUUACUUACUCUCUUUUUGUUCUUUGGCCGGUUUCUCAAAUUCAAAUGAAAUGGUGCAUAAAAAGAACGAUUCCAGAUGUGCUCCUUUUUAAGAGGGCUUGCUCAUUUAAAUCGAGCUUACCACUGUGUGACUCUGCAUUGGACUGACUGCAGAAGUUUUGCAGUAGUUUAGAGGCUUGUAUUUUGCUUGCAAUUAAAGCUUUAAAGCGUGCAUGUGAAAGGGGAUGGAAUUCUCUCUACAUCUGAAAUACUACCUUUUUUUUAAGAUGUGAGAAUAUUAACUUGUGUUAUUUUUGAAUGGAGGAAAUAAUCUUAGCUAGAACUGUGAAUUUUCACUUAAGGAAGUCAUUGCCUUUUAAAAAAAAAUUAAUAAAUCCUUUCUAAAGUCCAGUUGUAUUGCUUGCCUCUUAGCUCUAACAAGGUGACUGGACUUCUGCAAUAGUCUUUUCUAUACAAGGUUCUGUGAUUAAAAUCCUUGAUAAGAUCUGUGAAUUCAAUAGAAUCUAUGUGAAAAUAAAUUUAAUUCAAUUGAAUAAUUCAAUUUAAAGAAAAUAUUUAUUUCAACACAGUUUUUAUCUGCCUUUUUGAAGUUUUUUCCCCAAUAAUAUUUUUCUUGUCUAAUCAUCUUUUUUAACAUAAUCUACAAAACUGUUUCUUUAAAAUUUUUUAUGAUAAUGGUAUGCUACUGAUAACUCUUUUGCAGUGUAAACUUCUGAUCAUAAGAAUAGACUGUUAUCUUACAAUCACCUUUGUUUAUCAGGAGAAUUUGAAUACAUGUGUAUUAAUAUUCU